AUGGAGGCCACUAUCGCCCGCACUAACGAGCUCGGACUGUUGACUAUCACGUCGGCGUUUUUCUCGAACGCCGAACGCCUGCGCAUCCGCCUAGCCCAGGGCGAUCCAUCCGAUGGCGUCGACUAUCCCUCCAACGUGGCACGUCCUGGCCUCCACUCUCGCUCGUUCCGGAGUCGGCGUGGUUCGCCAGUAGCCUCUGCGAAGGUCGCCCGUAGAAAACGACCCUUCCAGAAGCCGUUGCUGUCGGGCCCCGUGCAGAAAUUCCGCAAAUCCCGCCGUCCCCUGCCCACCACUACUACCGUCUGUCUCGCGACACAGGCCGAGGUGGAAUGGUUCUUUGCCCUUCCGCCUAAAAUUCAACAGAAGCAUUUCUCAGCAGAAGAACGUCGCCGACUGAGGCAAGCCUGCUGGAACAGGAACACGGAAAUCUUGGAUCCGGCCGACGAAGCAUUAUAUCGUCUCCACAAGUCCCAGCAGACCCUGCCCGCAGACGCUCUCUCUUUGGAGGGGACGACUCUGCCUACAUCCCCUUCAUCGAUCCCCUACCUGGACUUCUCGAGUGAUACAUCCGACGACGAGGACGACAUGGAUGCGUCUCUCUAUGACAGCUUUCGGUGGCUGGACGAGGAUGGGGAGCUCGACCUGACUUUGGACGAAUAUCGUCCGCAUGUGAGCAAUUCCACCUCAGACCUGCCCUCCCGCCAAAGACCGUCUUUCAGGAGAACCCUCUCGCUGAACUCGGUCGGCCUGAGUCGUAGGAUGUCGACGUCCGUGUCUCUGAGAAAAGUCCCCGGCUCCAGUCAGUCCUCGAACGUUCCCUCCGCCUUGACGCAUGCCGCCGGGCGUGGGUCGACCACUCGACCACCGUCCGGACAGAGACAGCCUUAUCAUGCGCCUCGAUCUUCCACGUCCAGCAUCGAUCCCUCCGCACAGUAUUACCAGGACCCCGAGGCGCGCCUAAAACUGCGAGUUUACCUGGCAUCUCCGCAGAAGUUCGAUGAAGCGAUUGAGUUUGGGUUUCCUGCGUUGGGGGACAAGACCCGGUCGCCCCAACGAGCUCCUGGUGACUACCAGCCGAAAUGCCAUGACUUUAUCGGCACGUUCCUGGAGGAUGACGAUACAUCAAUCGCCAGCGACAACGAAGAGAGCCAUGCGGAUCGCUCUCGCUUCUCAUACACCACAAGCGGUACCCCGAGCUCGCAUGACCUUCCUUUCCGGGCCAACAAGAGACAGACGUGGGUGCCGACGGCCAAUUCUACCGCGUACCGACCUCCGAAGAACCGUGAAAUGACACUGAAAAUGACAUUGACCCGACCGGAUCUACGAACCGACUCCGGUAGUCCGUCGCCCCCCGCGGUCGACCCAAUGAAGCCAGAGCUUUCGCCGGCGAGUGGUGGCAUGGAGACAUGGGAAACAGACAAGACGGAUCAGAGCCUGAUGAAGAAGGUAUGGCGUAGGAUCCGGGGCCAAGGUAGCUGA
This is a messenger RNA of Aspergillus terreus NIH2624, 1479 nucleotides long. RefSeq lists its product as uncharacterized. Lineage: Eukaryota; Fungi; Ascomycota; Eurotiomycetes; Eurotiales; Aspergillaceae. The transcript is spliced from 2 exons. The record is from RefSeq and is a predicted model, not a curated record. The coding region runs from base 1 to 1479 and encodes 492 amino acids.